Messenger RNA from Botrytis sinoallii, 881 nucleotides. RefSeq lists its product as uncharacterized. NCBI's taxonomy places the organism in Eukaryota, Fungi, Ascomycota, Leotiomycetes, Helotiales, Sclerotiniaceae. The coding region runs from base 1 to 603 and encodes 200 amino acids. The record is from RefSeq and is a predicted model, not a curated record. Gene Ontology annotation, cellular component: mitochondrial outer membrane. The transcript is spliced from 3 exons.
AUGACGACCUUCGUUCCCAGCUUAACGCUGCCCGCAGCCAUAUUUGCCAAUCCAACGGCUUCGGUUCUCUUGCCAAUUACUCUUGGAUCUGCUAUUGGUUCGCACAAAAGAAACUCAAAAGGACCUACAUGGCACUUAAACAACAACCCCCUUACCUUCCACCCUCCAUAUGUCUUCGGUCCAGCCUGGACUCUCCUCUACGGUCUGAUGGGAUACUCUGCCUACCGCGCAUACUCUACCGGAUUAUCUCCUCUCGCUUCUACCGAAAACCAUCUCCUUUUCAAACAAGGUGCUACACUCUAUACCAUUCAACUCGGCCUCAACCUAAUCUGGAUGCCCCUCUUCUUCUCCCUCAAACGCCCCAUCCUCGCUACCAUCGACAUCGUCGCCCUCACCGGAACCGUCUCCUACCUGACCUACAUCUGGGGACAAGUCGACUCCGUCGCCGCCUGGGCCCUCGCUCCCUACGUCGGCUGGCUCGGCUUCGCCACCUACCUCAGCGCCGGCGUGGGCUAUCUCAACGACUGGAACAUCAGCGACAAGGAAGUCGAGAAGAGUCCCAAGGGCAAGGGAACAAAGUACGUUGACGAGAAGGAAGAGUAGGGGAUACAAGCAAGCGGAGAAUGAAAAUACACGCACGAAGCACGCGCUAAAAAUCCAUACGGUGUGUGCAAAUCCCAAAUCCUUCAUCUUCCGAAGGAUGGAUCGAUCAUCUAUCUCACGAACCACACAUCCCGAGUCCAUUAUUCCACGCAGAUUUUCGCACGGCGUUGAAUUCAUUGUCUUGUCUUGUCUUCAGAUAAUAUACCAUAGCUUUUAAUCAUGAAUGAAUUACUUAUUUUCUACUGCAAUACUGGUAUAUCUACCAUACUAUAUACUCC